AUGGCGAAGAACGACGUCUCUCUCGGGACCAGCGGUGAUGGCAAAAUUAUUUUUGGCGUGGCACACUUCAACGAUACCUUUGUCCAUGUGACCGAUCUCACCGGCAAGGAAACUGUUGUUCGUGUAACUGGUGGUAUGAAGGUCAAGGCGGACCGUGACGAGUCAUCCCCUUACGCUGCUAUGCUUGCUGCACAGGACUGUGCCGCUCGCUGCAAGGAGGUCGGCAUUACUGCUGUUCACAUCCGCAUCCGCGGCACCGGUGGUGUGCGCUCCAAGGCCCCUGGCCCUGGUGCACAGAGCGCUCUCCGUGCGCUUGCCCGUGCUGGUAUGCGCAUUGGUCGUAUUGAGGACGUGACCCCCGUUCCCUCUGACUCUACGCGCAAGGCCGGUGGUCGCCGCGGUCGCCGCCUGUAA
Messenger RNA from Malassezia vespertilionis, 414 nucleotides. RefSeq lists its product as uncharacterized. The transcript has 3 exons. Gene Ontology annotation, molecular function: mRNA 5'-UTR binding; small ribosomal subunit rRNA binding; structural constituent of ribosome. Gene Ontology annotation, cellular component: ribosome; cytosolic small ribosomal subunit. Gene Ontology annotation, biological process: translation; maturation of SSU-rRNA from tricistronic rRNA transcript (SSU-rRNA, 5.8S rRNA, LSU-rRNA); ribosomal small subunit assembly. Lineage: Eukaryota; Fungi; Basidiomycota; Malasseziomycetes; Malasseziales; Malasseziaceae. Bases 1 to 414 code for a protein of 137 amino acids. The record is from RefSeq and is a predicted model, not a curated record.